AUGCCUGCCAUCGCAUUCAGGCAUCAACAACAACACGAAGUAAACUCAGAUCUUUUAUACGAUGAUUCGCGAUGCGGUGUUGACCCCGGCGUGAUGAUGAGGCUCGAAGCGUCUGAGAAGCAGCAUCGCUACCACAACCUAUUAGAUGAUGAUCAUGCUAGGAAGAGUGAUUGCUUUUCCGCGCAUGAUGACACAAAUAAUAUUAUAAACUCUGUACCAGAAUGGAAGAUAAGCGCUAGUUGA
Molecule: messenger RNA, 243 nt
Organism: Pieris macdunnoughi
Lineage: Eukaryota; Metazoa; Arthropoda; Insecta; Lepidoptera; Pieridae
Source: the annotation of a GenBank genome assembly